Messenger RNA from Tuber aestivum (summer truffle), 2729 nucleotides. The record is from the annotation of a GenBank genome assembly. Lineage: Eukaryota; Fungi; Ascomycota; Pezizomycetes; Pezizales; Tuberaceae.
GAAAAGAUAGGAAGAAAGAAAAAGUCCCUCCAAAAAUGUCUUCCAUGCGUAACGCCGUCCAGGUAGCCCCUCCUCUUCCCCCUCCCUUCUCACUCCUAUACUGGCUAAUCAUCCACAGCGGCGAAACCACAAAGAACGCUCCCAACCCUCCUCCCGCCAAAAAUACGGCCUCCUUGAAAAGAAAAAAGACUACGUCCUGCGCGCCCGCGACUUCAACACUAAGAAGGCCAAACUCAAGACCCUCAGGCAGAAGGCCACGCAGCGCAAUCCCGAUGAAUUCUACUUUGCAAUGGUCAACGCCCGCACACGGGACGGCGGAAUCCACCUCGCACCGCGGCAGGACGAGGGCCCGCUCAGCAAUGAUGUGGUAAAGUUGUUAAAGACGCAGGAUGCGGGGUAUUUGCGGUUACAAAGCGCCGUGGAGAGGAAGAAGAUUGAGAGGUUGGGGGAGAGAUUGGUGUUGAAGGAUAAGGGUGGGGAUGCAGGCACGGGAGGGGGAGGGAAGCAUGUGGUCUUUGUGGAUGGAGAAGAAGAGGCGAGGGGGUUUCGGCCCGAGGUUUAUUUUGGGACUACAAAGGAGAUGGUCGAGAGGAGGUUUAAUAGGAUGAGGAAGGAGCAAGUUGAGGAUAUUGAGGCUAAAAAGAAGGCUGCUGGGGAGGGGCUGAGGAAGAGGAGGAAGAGCGCUGGGGAUAUUGAGGCGGAGAAGGCAAGGAGAAAGGAGGAAGCACUUGCGAAGAGGAAAUUGCAGAGAGCGAGGGAAGGGAAGGAACGGGAAUUAGAGGCUCGCAAGCAUCGGGAGGCCGAGUUGAAACAAGCUGAGCGAGAGUUGGAGUUACAGAGGGCUAGGAUGGGUAAAGGUGGGAUGGUGAAGAGGAACAAAUGGGCGAGGGUCAGGAAGCGAUAAACGCCUAACCCCCGGCCACACCCCUUUCUACAUCCUAGCGCCAUCCUUUAUUUUAUAUAUAUUUCCCCAACCUUCUAUUGUACAGUCCAUAAUUCACCUCAAAAGUUCGAUCAAUAAUUUAGAAGCCAUUCCUAAAAGCCAACCAGCUGGCAUCUAAACUCAACCUGUGUGGGGGAGCGCACCCCGUCCAAAAGAAGACAUCUUUGCAAAAAGUGAAGAAAGCGGAAGGAAGGAAGGAGAAAGGGGAAAGGAUAAAAUAAUAGAAAACUCCAACACCCUCCUCUUUUCUUUUCACUUGGACAAAUUCCUCUGCACUGUCUCCCUGAGCUUCUCAAUAACCUCCUUAGGAUUCUGCGCCCCAAACACUGCCGUCCCCGCAACAAUCACAUUGGCGCCGGCUUCCGCUGCCUGGUCAAUAGUUCCCAAUCCCAACCCGCCAUCAACCUCGAUAUCCAACUCCGGAUAUUUCUUCCUGAGAGCCUCUACCUUAGGCAUGCACUCGGGACGGAACUUUUGUCCUCCGAAGCCCGGUUCUACCGUCAUUACUAGUACCAUCUGUAUAACUCGGGUUAGUCCAAAGGAUGAUAGACAUAUAGACAUAUAGGGGGGAAACGAACAUCAGGCUUCUCCCCACUCCCGUCCAAAAGCGGAUACAAAACAUCAACCUCUGUACCAGGCUUAAUCGCAACGCCCGCCUUCAACCCCAACGCAUGAACAUUCCUGAUCAAUUCGGUGGACGGGGUCUUGGGAUCCUUCGACGUCUCCGCCGCUUCGUAGUGGAAGCAGUAAAGAUCGCACCCAGCAUCUUUGAAGUCCUGGAGCCAUUUUUGCGGCUAUGCGCCACACUCCAUUAGCACAUCUCCGCUUGUGGGGAGGGAGGAAAUAGAGAGUACCUCAGCAACCAUCAUAUGGCAGUCAAAAACACCUUUCGCCCAAUCCUCGCUUUUGCCAACGCUGUGGCGGAUGCAGGUUACCACGGGCGCGCCGAUGGUGAUGUUCGGGACAAAGUGCCCAUCCAUUAUGUCGAUGUGUAGCCAGUCUGCACCCUCCGAUUUGAUGAUCCGGGAACACUCGUGCGCGAGGUUGCCGAAGUCAGAGGCGAGGAUUGAGGGAGCAAUGAUGGGUUUUGGCGCCAUUUCUUUUUUUCCCGUCCUUUUCCUUUUUCCACUCUUGCCUUUGGGGGGGAGGGGAGGUGGUGGUGGUGAAUUGGGGUGGGAGUUAAAGUUGAAGAUGAAGUUGUGAUUGAGGUUGAGGUUGAGGUUGGUGAGGAUUGAAAUUGGUUUGGCGGGGUCAAGAUUGGGUUGGCGGGGUAGACUUGGAUGGAUACGGCGCGCCGUGAGUAUAUGAUAGUAUUAUAGCAGUAGCAGGCAAAACCCCCACCCACCCCGCCCUGCCCCAUGGUGAAAGAGGACCAACCAUUUACGCCUCCUUUGUAGGUAUCGGGUGGGUAAAAAAAAAAGCUUUGGUAUGAUAUGAUAGGUAGAAUUAGACACCAGUACUACCGUAAAUUAUGAUACUUACUGAGUUAACAAGGGUAUGGUGUGACACCAUAACCAAACUGAGAUAUGGCACCACAGCGAGGAUAAUAUGAUUCCGUAUCAUACGGUACGAGUACAGUACUGGACACUUGGGACCAACCUUCCGUACGGUACAGCACCCGUGCGUAUAAGUAAAUGGAGGAAUCAUUUUCCUCCACUCGAUGCUCUCUCAGUCGAGAGACAAUGCUCAUAGAAGUACCAUGGGUAGAGAAGUGUAAAUUUUGGGUGGUUGUGUGUAGAAUCCCCCUCGGUCGUUUCGGGUGCGAGACUCCGUCCGAACUUAAACA